AUGGCUAGGCACGAAGCCGUGGAGUGGGGGGAUCGCCAUCCUAGGUCAUACCACUACGGUGUCAAGAGGAAGUCUUGCGAGAGGGCCGUCUGGGAGCAGAGCCUCGCUGUUGAGAACCACGGCCUCAUGGGGUUCACCACGGGGCUUACUUUGCUAGACCUCACCAAGGCGUAUGAAAAAAAGUGGUUCGCUCCCUGCUCGUCCAAGCCGCGGCUUCUCAUCGCGAAGUACAGAGGACCUCGGGUCCUCAGUUUGUCUGGCGUCUGCUCGGACGUGGUGCACUCGUCGCAGACCAUCUUGGCAGGGUGCCCGUUCGCCACGACGCUGCUCAGGCUGUUUUUGCUGUCUCCCCUGGAUAAAGUGUGCGAGCAUUUCCCGCCCGCCGCCCCCUUCAAUGUGGUCGACGACAUUGCGCUUUUCAUGGGAGGGGCUGCCAAGGUGGCCCAGACUCGCCUUGGGAAUGCUACGGCCUACUUAUGUGGGCUGCUGGAGGGCCAACUGCUGGUUAUCUCGGAGUCGAAAGGCAAGGUUUUGCCCUCGUGUUCAUCGGCGGCCCGUGGGCUGGCCAAGCGUCUGAGCAAAUGGGAGUUCACUGCCCCUGCGGCCACCAGGAAUCUGGGAUGCGACUUUGGGAUGGGGCCCAAGGGUCGCAGGUCCAGGCCCGUCGUCGGGUCCCGUUGUCGCAAGAUCAAGGGCCGUCUCUCCAAGUUUCGCAGCCUCCGCAGCUCUUUCCAGGGGCUCAUGAAGGUCAUCAGAGGAGGGGCGCUCCCGCAGGGCAUGUGCGGGGCCGUGGUCAAAGGUCUGGACGAUAGGAUACUCAUGACCUUCUUCGGAGCCGUGUGGGUGGCUUUCCUACGCAAGCAGUGCUGCACGAAGAUCGCAGGGUUGUGGAUGUCAGGUGCCAGGUUUGCUUCGACGAGCCUGGGACACAGAUGCACCGUCUCUUCAGAUGCCCUGCGCACUGUGGGCUCAGACGGCACCUUCACUUGCAGGAGCUUCAAGAGAGAGCUGCGGAGCCAGGCGCUGAUCUACUUUUUCUCACGCGUGGACUGGCCGUGCCCCCCAGAGGCAAAGUGGCCACCGCCAGUCCAGCACGAGCAUGUGAAGUGGGACAAGGUUUCCACCACAGAAGGUGGAGCGGCCUUUGCUCCAGGCGGCGUGGCUGUCAUGCACCCCGUGCCCGUGGACGCAGCGCCCGGCAGUUUCGUGGCGUUCGCCGGCUCGGGCAACAGGCUGGGACACGGCGACGGCGGCAGGCCCCAGGUUUGCCGCGCCUCGUCGAGGGAGGCGCACGUGGUCCAGGUCGUCGGUGGGCGUCGUCCGGGGGAGCGCGGCUCGAGCACGCCGGCAGCGCCAGAGCAGAUCCUGCAGGAGCGCGUGAUGGAGGGGCCCAUGAGAUUACGCUGCGCGUUCGACUGGAGGGGUGUCCUGUGGAGGCAGUUGGUGAACGUCAGAGAGGCCGCCCUGCCUGCCGGGCGGCCCGUGUGCUGGUCGGAGCGCCGCGGGCGGAGCGGGGGCGGGGAGAGCCGGCUGCGCCAAGGCCGCGAGGGCGGCGCACGCGGCAGUGCCCCGGCGGCCGCGCGGGUGCGGCCCGAGCGCGGCGGCGGCCAGGGCGCCGAGGCGCUCGGGUGGACGCCGCGCGGCCCCUCGCCUCGCUGCCUGCCCUUCGCCGCCCGUCGCCGCCGCGCGACGUGCACGACAUGCCGGGCUGCCCUCGCCGCGGCCGCCGCGUUCACCGAGAGGCCGGCGACGCCUGCGACGACCGCGGCAGCGCCAGCGGGCGGCGAAGCGCGCGCAGCCGCCACGGAGAAGGCGCUGGGCGCCAUCGCCGACGUGUUCGAGCUGUACGGGGAGGCCUGCGAGGCAAGGCUGGACUUCUGGAAGAAGGCCAGCCGCUUCGCCGUCUCAGGCGAAGAUCGCGCAGUGGCCGAUGCUAAGGUGGCGGCUCUGGCUAAGCAGGUGCUGCAGUCGAAGUCCACCGUGCUGGGCCUCGGGCCGGAUGUCUACGGGGAUCGUCUGUCACGGGAGUGCCGCCGCGCACGUGGCACUGCCUCCGGCUGGCGGAGAUUCUGCGAGAUGACCGUGGGUGGAAGGAUGCCGACGAGGAGAUCACGUGGGACCCCCAGAUCCCGCCCAGGGAGCGCGCCCAGAUUUCGGUCCAGCUGGGGCCCGUGCCCCUGCGGCUGGAGCAGGUGGGCGCAGGAGAGUGGGUACUGGUGGAGGGCCUGCUGUACGCGGAGCUGGGGCGCCCGGUCGCUGCCGUGGUGGAGGCGGGCGACGUGCCUGCCUACCACGGGGUGCGGAGCUGCGGCCCCGGGCGCCGCUGCUCCCUCGUGCCACACGGGUCGCUGGCGGAGGGGUCGGCGAGGCUCGGCGAGGCCUACCUGGCCUUCGACGAUGCCUUGCCCCUCCGUGUGGACGAGGAGGCGGCCGCGAGGCAUCGGCGAGUGGGCGCCCACGUGGACUUGGCGUGCACCGUCACUUGCGAGGGCUGCUUCCACCAGAACGAGGUGCGGCUGUGGGAUCCUGUGCUAA
This is a messenger RNA of Prorocentrum cordatum, 2535 nucleotides long. The record is from the annotation of a GenBank genome assembly. NCBI's taxonomy places the organism in Eukaryota, Dinophyceae, Prorocentrales, Prorocentraceae.